AUGGAUCGCAAAGGCAAAGGCAAAAGCAAAGCUGGCUACAAACCCCUACCAACCGAUGGGCCGGUCUCAUCUGAGCCAGAUAUGGAGCUGACAACAUUGACGGGUCCUCCUCCUGCCCAAGGUACCGCCCGCUUUCCAACACGGUAUCUGAUGGACGAUUAUCGACUAGACGACGAGCGCAAAAACGAACGCGAAGAGGAUCAACACGGUGUACCGUAUCAUGAAAAGCAGUGGCCGAUGCAUAGGCGUGUAUGGAGAAAGCGCUGGUGCGAAUGGAGGGUCAUGUUGCUGGUUUUCCUCGCCACACUCGUAUUUGGUACAAUGGUGUGGGCUAUCAGUGCUGCACCUGGACCCCGCGGACCCGACUCACCGACAGGUGACACGGUCAUCGCUUUCGGCUCCGACCUGGGCUGCACCGCUCCCCAUUUCUUCAAUGACCCGCGCAAUGCCAACCUCACCAUUGGCAACACCACGUGGAUCCACAUCGGCAUCCCUCCAUCUGGGGAGUUUACACUCACCACACUAGGGUGGAUCGCCACAGGCACUAUUAGCAUCACGUGGGAUCGUUCGCUCCCCUCCGACCUCGCAAGUCUGGGGAUAAGCCUCGCCAGCCAAGACCCAGGCUUCUUCGACUGGACAAUCCAGUACGGCUCUGAAUUCCCGGGGCUGUACCUCGAAGUGUACGACGAAGCGAACGACAUGCGCAAUUGUGUGGUGUAUAACCUCACACUUGGCCUGCCGUGGGAAAUCAGCACUCUCACGCUCGAUCUGCGUUCCCGUGCACAGGUGCGGGUCACCCCUCCCGCAAACGUAGGGGUCGACGAUGGGAGCGCGGCCCUUCCCGCACACACCCUAGAAGAACUCCAUGCACAGUUCUCGAGCAACCGAACGGGCAGCUUGCUGCUGUUGAGCGAAGGACUGAGAACGGAACGAGCGAGCAUCGACAUGGCAAUCGGGGAGAUUACCGGGAGCUGGCCGAAACCGAAGGCAUUGAAUCUCAGUUUGGGGGAGGGGGUGACGAUAGGCGCAGGGUUUGAGCUGUUCCCGUUUGAUGGAUGA
Messenger RNA from Dacryopinax primogenitus, 1059 nucleotides. RefSeq lists its product as uncharacterized. Lineage: Eukaryota; Fungi; Basidiomycota; Dacrymycetes; Dacrymycetales; Dacrymycetaceae. The record is from RefSeq and is a predicted model, not a curated record. The transcript is spliced from 2 exons. Bases 1 to 1059 code for a protein of 352 amino acids.